Molecule: messenger RNA, 2920 nt
Organism: Topomyia yanbarensis
Lineage: Eukaryota; Metazoa; Arthropoda; Insecta; Diptera; Culicidae
Exons: 1
Coding region: 2-2650 (882 amino acids)
Source: RefSeq, a predicted model, not a curated record
AAUGGUCUCACGUUUUGCAACGACAUUAAUUUUGACUUGUUUGCUGUUUCCCAAAAGUGAAUAUGCGAAACCAACAGACACAAUCGAAGAGAUGAGCUCGACUGUUGGAAACAUGCUGCUUAAUAAAAGAGAUCUUGAGCCAGAAAAAGCCACCAAUAGUGAACCUGCGUCUGCAACAUCUACAAAUGGUAAAACUGAAUCGGCAAUACCCACAAAGAGUGAACCUGUUCCAGCAAUACCCACUGGUAAUGAACCAAUGCCAGCAAUAUCUACUAAAAGUGCAACUAUAUCAGCGAUACCCACUCACAGUGAACCUGCGCCAGCAAUAUCUGCUAAUAGUGACACUGAAGCUGCAAUACCCACUAAUAGAGAACCUUUGCCUGCAAUAUCAACUAAAAGUGAAACUAAACCAGCAUUACCCACUAAAAGUGAGCCCACACCAGAAAAGACCACUAAUAGUGAACCUACGCCAGUAAUAUCUAUUAAAACUAAAACUAAACUAGCAAUAUCCACUCAUAGUAAACCCGCACCAGAAAAGGCCACUAAUAUUGAAUCAGCAAUACCCUCUAAUAGUGAAACUGUAUCAGUAAUACCCACUAAUAGUGAACCUCCGCCAGUAAUAUCUAUUAAAACUAAAACUAAACUAGCAAUAUCCACUCAUAGUAAACCCGCACCAGAAAAGGCCGCUAAUAGUGAAUCAGCAAUACCCUCUAAUAGUGAACCUGUAUCAGUAAUACCCACUCAUAGUGCACCUGAGCCAGCAAUAUCAACUACUGAAGCAGCAAUACCCACUCAUAGUGAACCUCCGCCAGAAGUAUCAACUAAAAGUGAAACUGAACCAGCAAUAUCCACCCAUAGUAAACCCGCACCAGAAAAGGCAACUAAUAGUGAAUCAGCAAUACCCUCUAAUAGUGAACCUGUAUCAGUAAUACCCACUCAUAGUGCACCUGCGCCAGCAAUAUCAACUACUCAAGCAGCAAUACCAACUAAUAGAGAACCUCCGCCAGAAAUAUCAACUAAAAGUGAAACUGAACCAGCAAUAUCCACUCAUAGUAAACCCGCACCAGAAAAGGUCACUAAUAGUGAAUCAGCAAUACCCUCUAAUAGUAAAUCUGUAUCAGUAAUACCAACUAAUAGUGCACCUGCACCAGCAAUAUCAACUACUGAAGCAGCAAUACCCACUAAUAGUGAACCUCCACCAAAAGUACCAACUAAAAGUGAAACUGAACCAGCAAUAUCCACUCAUAGUAAACCCGCACCAGAAAAGGCCACUAAUAGUGAGUCAGCAAUACCCUCUAAUAGUAAACCUGUAUCAGUAAUACCCACUAAUAGUGCACCUGCACCAGCAAUAUCAACUACUGAAGCAGCAAUUCCCACUAAUAGUGAACCUCCGCCAGAAGUAUCAACUAAAAGUGAAACUGAACCAGCAAUAUCCACUCAUAGUAAACCCGCACCAGGAAAGGCCACUAAUAGUGAAUCAGCAGUACUCUCUAAUAGUGAACCUGCAUCAGUAAUACCCACUAAUAGUGAGCCUGCGCCAGCAAAAUCUACUAAAACAGAAACUAAACAAGCAUUAUCCACACAUAGUCAAUCAUCUCCAGUAAUACCUACUCAUAGUGAACCUUCGCCAGCAAUAUCUACUAACAUUGUAAAUGAACCAGCGCUACCCACUAAGAGUGGACCUGCACCUGCAAUACCCACUAAGAGUGGACCUGCACCAACAACUUCUACUAAUGGUGAGCCCUCGCCAGGAAUAUCCACUAAUAGUGAACCAGUGACUUCGACUAGUAGUGAACCUGUCGCUGCAAUAUCCACCAAUAAAGAAACCGCACCAACAAUAUCCACCAAUAUUGAACAUGUGCCAGCAAUAUCCACAACUUCUGUCACAGUACCCCAUAAAAGUGAACCAGUGCCAAAGCAAGACGAUAAUACUGUAUCCGCGCCACCAAUAUCCACUACGAGCGAACCAGCGCCAGCAACAAGCCUGAAGCAUCACUACAAACCCGAAUCGUGUAAUGAUACGCCGAAAACUUCUUCCGGUAUUUUCUGGAUUCACCCGAAGAAACCAGUCACAGAACCGUUCUUUGUGAAAUGCGAUCACGAUUAUGAAUCCGGAGGAUGGACUGUGAUUCACAAUCGGUUCGAUGGUUCGGUGGACUUCAAUAGACCUUGGGUUGAGUUCAAAAAUGGUUUUGGACAGCUGAGCAAAGAGUUUUGGUUGGGCCUGGAAAGGAUUCACCAGCUAACUGCGGGAACACCACACGAGUUGCACGUUUUGUUGGAGGAAUAUAAUGGAAAACGAACGGUUGCUAAAUACAGUGAAUUUUCGAUAGCGAGUGAGGCCGAAAACUACAGGAUCAUUAAAUUGGGAAUGUACAGCGGCACAGCUGGCGACUCUUUGAACUAUCAUAGGAAUAUAUCGUUUUCUACUUACGACCGUAAUAAUGAUCGCUCUAAAAACGCACAUUGUGCGCUAUUUUAUAGAUCGGCUUGGUGGCAUCGCAAUUGUUUUUCUAGCAAUUUGAACGGAGUAUAUAAACAUGGUCCAGUUAACUCUGAAAGUAGUAUGACUUGGUUUAAAUUACAUCGGAAAAACAUUGCAUUGAAAGCGUCUAGAAUGUUAAUUAGAAGCCUGCCGAAAAAAUCAUGAACAUUACUUGAAUUUUGAGCUUUGAAUUUCCGAUAAAUAGAUAAUUAAGGAUUGUGAACAAGUGCGUAUAACAUUUCUCAUACAACGAUUUGUUUACAUUGUUUAAAAGGGACUUAGCGCAAAUAUUUCAGGUAUCUAACGUUAUACUGUGAAUGUUUCAGUUCUAGUUCCACAUUUGUUGUAUCAGUUCUAGUUCAACAUUGUAACCUAUAUAAAAUAUAAUGAACAUGCACUAAGCUCAUUGUUUUAGUUUCAAUCUAAAACCGAUUU